This is a messenger RNA of Gasterosteus aculeatus aculeatus (three-spined stickleback), 1854 nucleotides long. Its product is annotated as F-actin-capping protein subunit alpha-2. Gene Ontology annotation, cellular component: F-actin capping protein complex; cortical cytoskeleton. The record is from RefSeq and is a predicted model, not a curated record. Gene Ontology annotation, biological process: actin cytoskeleton organization; barbed-end actin filament capping. NCBI's taxonomy places the organism in Eukaryota, Metazoa, Chordata, Actinopteri, Perciformes, Gasterosteidae. Gene Ontology annotation, molecular function: actin filament binding.
GUGAACUACCCGGAAGCCGCCACUAGAGGAGAACUAGGAACCCACCCCGCGUGCUGACGUCACGGGGCUCUGACAAGCUGCUGGUGUCGGAAGGAAAGAUGGCGGAUCAUGAGGAGCAGCUAUCCGACGAGGAGAAGGUACGCAUAGCAGCUAACUUUGUCAUCCACGCCCCCCCGGGAGAGUUCAACGAGGUGUUCAACGAUGUGCGAUUGCUGCUCAACAAUGACAAUCUCCUCAGGGAAGGUGCAGCGCACGCCUUUGCACAGUACAACUUGGACCAGUUCACCCCAGUCAAAGUCGAGGGCUAUGAAGAACAGGUCUUAAUCACAGAGCACGGCGACCUCGGUAAUGGCCGGGUCCUGGAUCCCAAGAACAAGAUCUCCUUUAAGUUUGACCACCUCAGGAAGGAGGCCAGCGACCCGCGGCCCCAAGACGUGGGCGGCUCCCUGGAGGGGUGGAGGAGCGCCGUGGACUCGGCCGUCAGGGCCUACGUCAAGGAGCACUACCCCAGCGGGGUCUGCACCAUUUACGGGAAAACCAUCGACGGACAUCAAACCAUCAUCGUGUGCAUCGAGUGCCAUCAGUUUCAACCUAAAAACUUCUGGAACGGACGCUGGAGGUCAGAAUGGAAGUUCACCGUCUCCCCCUCCACCACUCAAGUGGCAGGAAUCAUGAAGAUCCAGGUUCAUUACUAUGAAGACGGCAACGUUCAGCUAGUGAGCCACAAAGAGGUCCAGGAGUCCAUGUCCAUUUCUAAUGAGGCUUCAACCGCAAAGGAGUUUGUUAAGAUCAUGGAGGCUGCAGAGAACGACUAUCAGACCGCCAUCAACGAGAACUACCAGACCAUGUCGGAUACUACCUUCAAAGCCUUACGCCGCCAGCUUCCUGUGACGCGCACCAAGAUCGACUGGAACAAGAUCCUGAGCUACAAGAUCGGCAAGGAGAUGCAGAACGCCUAACCAGGACGGAGAACAUAGCACCCCCCCUUCCCCAAACAACGUUGCAUGACUGGAUAGUUGUAUCGUCUUUGUACAGAAAUUAGAGAAACUGGGACAAAGAGUCGUUUUGGUCUCACAGCCAUACGUCACACAUUGGAUGUCUACUUUUAUCGAUGUUAUUGUUUUUUUUUAUACAGACACCGUUAACUCCUGUAUAUCGAAUCUAUCAUGAAAAAGACAAGUGUGUUUUGUGGAGAAUAGAACUUGAGGAAAAUAGUAUGAGACAUAGGAAAAGGAGGAGGGCGCGGGGGCGAGCACUUGUAUGCAAAGACAUCCUCAUCAAAUACAAUGUCACGUGUGCAAUAUUUAUUGUGUCAGUGAGACCACAAUUUUUUUUUAUUUGACCCGCCGAUUAAAAUAAAUGUAAAUUGAUGUUGCGAUGAUUUCGUUCCACUUUGCGGUUAAAGUCAUGGAGACAAAAGGACGGAACUUUGUGUUCUUUGAAUGGUGUUUUUGGCACAACAAUCACCACUCCGUGUUCCUGUUCCUCUUUUAUUUUGGUACUUCCCCUCGCCGUUGGUCCUGCGUGUUUGUGUGGGUGAGAUCUGAAGAGUGCAGCGCUCGCCGCUUGAACGACUUUUUUUUGUUUUUGGGGUUGUCUUUUUUUUGACUCGACGCGAUGCGGGAAGUUUCUGUGACCACGUGGCACGCUUCAUUAACAAAGUCAUCAGUUGCUAAGUCAUGUGCAUAUUGUCCAAGACAACAGAACAGAACUUGGGUGUAUUAUAUAACAAGGCACAUUGUAAUAUAUACCUGUAUGAAACAUCCUGUCUGUCAGUUUGGUGAUUUAUUUCCAUGAGAUUAAUUGUAACUCAAGUCACAAUUCUGUUGCAUUAAAUGACAAAUUUUCUAUUUA